CUCCGGACACUUUUCUCGAGCCGCUGCGCCUCCAUCCCAUCCCGGAUCCUUUGCCGCAACGUCAACGCCCCCGCCUCCUCUUUUCCUCUUCCUCCUCCGCCCCUCUCGCGUCCCGGCUUCUCCAGUUCCGGUUCCCGGAGCCGGUACCCAGGCCGGGACCGCGGGGUGCCAUGCUGCCCGGGUGGUGGCGCUGAAGCAUGGCGACGCCCGUCCCUCCGCCUUCCCCGCGGCACCUGCGGCUGCUGCGGCUGCUGCUCUCUGGCCUCAUCCUCGGAACGGCCCUGAACGGUGCCACCGCCCACCGCCCGGAUGCUACCACCUGUCCUGGAAGCCUGGAUUGUGCCCUGAAGAGGAGGGCAAAAUGCCCACCAGGGGCACAUACCUGUGGACCAUGCCUUCAGUCUUUCCAGGAGGACCAGCAUGGGUUCUGUGUGCCCAGGAUGCACAAGUCUUCUGGAGGCUGCCAGCUGCAGGUGUCAAGGGUCUGGGGCCUUUCUAUAUGAUGGCCCCUCACACUCCUCAGGGGAGGGCCUGCCCCAGCCCAGACUGGAAGAAGAGAUUGAUUCUCUGGCCCUGAAACUGGCACUGAAAGAGAAGGAGGCUGGUCAUUCAAGGUUUACAGCACAGCCCUUGCCUGAGGCUACGCAGAAGCUCCUGGUGCCUGCAGCUACUCUAGGAUUCUCACAGUGGGGUCAAGGACUGGAGCCCGGCCUCCCCACCACUCAUGGAACCUCACCACCCACUCCCCACACCUCCUUGAGCUCCUCAGCAUCUUCUGGGCCUGUGCAGAUGUCCCCACUGAAGCCCCAGGGCGGGCAUGGAAAUGGCCUCACCCUUGUGCUGAUCCUGGCUUUCUGCUUGGCGAGCACAGCUGCCCUGGCUGUGGCAGCCCUCUGCUGGUGUAGGCUGCAGCGAGAGAUCCGCCUGACUCAGAAGGCUGAUUAUGCUGCCACAGCCAAGGCGCCCACUUUACCUACAACACCACGAAUCUCCCCUGGGGAUCAGCGGCUGGCUCACAGUGCUGAGAUGUAUCACUACCAGCACCAGAGACAGCAGAUGCUGUGCCUGGAGCAACAUAAGGAACCUCCAAAGGAACUGGAGUCAGCUUCCUCUGAUGAGGAGAAUGAAGAUGGUGACUUCACUGUGUAUGAAUGCCCAGGCCUGGCACCGACAGGGGAGAUGGAGGUGCGCAACCCACUGUUUGAUCAUUCCUCGCUGUCAGCACCAGUGCCAGGUCCCCAUUCCUCACCUCCGCUGCAGUGACUCCUAGGCAACUGAUGCCCACUUGCCUGCAGCCCACAGCCCACUGGUGGGGAGAAGCAAGUCCUGGUGUUCCCCAUGGAAAAGGACAGCAUCAUGUCCCUCUGCAUGCUUUUGGCAGGAGGGAGGCACCAGGCGCUGGGCUCCCUUGCCAGGGAGAUUCUCUACCUUAUGUGGGAGAUCUAGCAUUUGCUUUCACUUUCUCUGUCUGGUCUGAACCCUCAAACUGGAGAUACUAGUCCAGGAAUGCUUGAGCCCAGCCGUGGAUAGAGAGUUCUGGAGAUAAAAGCCAAUUAAAGUCUUUUUCAAACCUG
Messenger RNA from Meriones unguiculatus (Mongolian gerbil), 1574 nucleotides. RefSeq names its product neural proliferation, differentiation and control 1 (gene Npdc1). The transcript is spliced from 9 exons. Bases 421 to 1263 code for a protein of 280 amino acids. NCBI's taxonomy places the organism in Eukaryota, Metazoa, Chordata, Mammalia, Rodentia, Muridae. Gene Ontology annotation, cellular component: membrane. The record is from RefSeq and is a predicted model, not a curated record.